UUGUUAUAAAACGCUCUCCUUUCUUUUUUGUUUUGCCUUUUAGGUAAAUCUGCCUUGUAUCUUUCCUUUUUUUUAAAAAACUGAUAUCCUGUCAUUUCUGCUUGCGCGAAGGCUCGUGACCUCCUUUCGAUUUUACUAAACUGACCUACCUUGCGAUGCUUCCUCACUGUAACAAACUCUUUGAGUGGCAUGAACUAAAGCAGAGGAAAUGGUUGAAUGCUUCAAACAGACUUUAUUGUCCUUGGAACCAGAAAACAGAAAGCCCUUGAUUUCAAGUAUGCAAGAACCAACGACUUUGUUUUUAGAGAAGACUCAAAGUCCAUCCGAUUUAAAUGGAGAGCAGUAUGACUCAGAUGUUGGCUCUGGGGGCGAGGACAUCGACUUCAACUGGGAUGACUAUCUUGAAGAAACUGGUGCAAGUCCUGCACCACAUAACUCAUUCAAACAUGUUGAGAUCAGUCUCCAGAGUAGCUUCCAGCCAGGGAUGAAGUUGGAAGUUGCUAAUAAAAGUAAUCCUGACACCUAUUGGGUAGCUACAAUCAUCACAACAUGUGGUCAGCUUUUACUCCUGCGCUACAGUGGAUAUGGAGAUGAUCGCAGGGCAGAUUUCUGGUGUGAUGUCAUGACUGCUGAUUUGCACCCUGUUGGCUGGUGUUCACAAAAUAAAAAGGGACUGAGACCUCCUGAAGCAAUUUGUGAGAAACAUGGAGACUGGACAGAGUUUCUGAUUCAGGAUUUGACUGGUGCAAGGACAGCUCCUGCAAACCUUCUGGAAGGGCCAUUAAGAGGAAAGAACACUGUGGACCUUAUUACCCCCAAAUCUCUGAUUGAACUUCAGGAUUCUAAAAACCCGUUUCAAUACUGGAUAGUCCGCGUGGUUGAGAAUGUUGGUGGGAGAUUGUGCUUACGUUAUGAAGGAUUGAAUGAUAUUGACAAACAUGACCAGUGGUUGUUUUAUCUGGACUGUAGACUCCGACCAGUGGGAUGGUGCCAAGAAAACAGCUGCAAGCUAGACCCACCUACAGAAAUCCAGGCUCUUAAGGGUGAUACUGAAUGGAAAGAUGCUCUUGAAAAGGCUCUCUCUGAAGCUGAAAACUUUUCAUUGCCACUGGAGGUGUUUAAGGACCAGCCUGAUCUGAGGGCGCAUUGCUUCACAGCUGGCAUGAAGUUGGAGGCAGUAGAUCCAAGGGAGCCCUUUUCCAUCUGUCCUGCCACAGUAACCAAGGUUUUUAAUGAUCAGUAUUUUAUGAUCACAAUUGAUGACUUGAGGCCAGAGGCUAGUGAAAACUCUGUGCUUUGCCAUGCUGAUUCACCAGGAAUCCUUCCUGUUCAGUGGUGCCUUAAAAAUGGGGUCCAUCUCACUCCACCCAAGGGUUAUCCUGGUUUGGACUUUGACUGGGCCGAUUAUCUUAAACAGUGUGGAGCAGAGGCACUUUCUCAGUACUGCUUUAGAAAUACUUCACUCAAUCGAGGCUUCACCAAAAAUAUGAAGUUGGAGGCUGUUAACCUCAGUAACCUGGCAGAAAUAUGCGUUGCUUCAAUCACAAAAGUAAAAGGGCGAUUAAUGUGGCUUCAGCUUGAAGACUCUAAGAAAUCUGUCCCUGAAUACAUUGUCGAUGUAGAGUCAAUGGACAUUUUUCCAGUUGGUUGGUGUGAAGCGAAUGGAUAUCCUUUAACCCCGCCAUAUCGUGCAGUCUGUCAGAAGCAGAAGAAAAUUGCAGUAGUACAACCAGAAAAGCAACUUCAUUCCAUUCCUGUGGAGCCUGUCCCUCAGGACUCUUGCCCUAUUACAACAGAAGCUGGUACUACUAAUGGCAAGUACUGCUGUUCCAAAAUAUAUUUUAACCAUCGCUGCUUCUCAGGCCCAUAUCUAAACAAAGGACGAAUAGCAGAACUUCCUCAAUCAGUUGGACCUGGAAAAUGUGUACUCGUUCUGAAGGAGGUUCUCACUCUAUUGAUUAAUGCAGCCUACAAACCAGGCCGUGUGCUCCGGGAAUUGCAGCUUGAGGAUGACCCAGAAUGGAACUGUCAGGAAGAGACACUAAAAGCUAAGUACAAAGGGAAAACAUACAGGGCAAUUAUGAAAAUUGUAAGGACAGCAGAUCGGGUUGCAGAUUUUUGCAGAAGGACUUGCAUGAAGUUAGAAUGCUGCCCAAACUUGUUUGGACCACUCAUGGUUACUGACAAAUGCCCUGAGAAUUGCUCUGUUCACACAAAAACAAAAUACACUUAUUACUAUGGAAAAAAGAAGAAAAUCAUCAGACCUCCUGUUGGACAUGUUGGCAUUGAAAACAACAGUAAAAAACCUGCAAGACGCAGGAAAAAGCGCAGGUCCUGUUUUGUACAAAAGAAAAAGCGCUCAUCCACUUCAGUGGACUAUGCUCCACAGGAAAAUGGAGAAGAAAAAGACGAUGGCCAAGAUAUUAUAGAUGAUGAAACAGGAAGCGACGGAACAAGCUCUGAGCAGCGUGAUGAUCAAACAGACACAUCAUCUGAGAUGCCUGAUGUUAAACCAAAACGAUUAAGAAGACUGAGAUCAGCUUCAGAACUACCCCGGCCUCACAUAGUAGACAGGGCAAAGCGAAAAAGAAGGGCGCGAACAUUAUCACUUUCUGAGGAUGACAAAUAUGAUUCUCUCAAAUGCUCGGCACCAAAGGAAAUCAGGCAAAAUGAAGAUGAUAAACUUGUUCUGGAAAGUAAUCCCUUGGAAUGGUCAGUGGCUGAAGUUGUCAGAUUUAUUAAGUCCACAGACUGUGCACCACUUGCAAAAAUAUUUCAGGAACAGGACAUUGAUGGCCAAGCACUACUGCUCUUGACGCUGCCAACAGUCCAGGAAUGUAUGGAGCUUAAACUCGGCCCUGCUAUCAAAUUAUGUCAUCACAUUGAAAGAGUGAAAAUUGCUUUCUAUGCACAGUACGCUAACUAACUUAAUUUGUCAUGAUUCCUUUUAAUCUAUUUUGCCCAGAAUCAUUCCAAAAUGAACACUGGACCAAUGUGUUCAGAUUUAACACAACGGACAGAUAUUCACCUGAUAACUUGCCAGCCAGAGAAAUGCUGUGAAAUGAACUUUAGUGAGCAUUUUUUUAUUUGCUGCUCACAUUGAGUAAUUUGAUCAAAAUGAAGUAAUAAGUUAACAACUGUAAAAGGGCCUCUUUUACGAGAAGAUGGACAUACACAUAUUUGAAUGGAUCAGUACCAAUUAACAUGUAACGAAGAAAGAAUCAAACGUGAACCACUUCAGAGAUUUCUAUAGAAAUGAGAACGUAUCCCUUGAAUGCGUAUGUCAAAGUGAUAACAGCAGCUAUAUUGUCGAAGAUUCUUCAUUUGACAGGCUUUCAAGACUUGCUGAGUCUUCAUGCUUUAAGUCCCUAUUAUCUUAAUAAGAGUGAUAGCAUGUACACAAAUUGGAAUCAACAGAGAAAGAACAAACCUAAUCCUAGAGGUACUCGAUAUACCUCUGACAACAGUCCAUCAAUCUGCUGUGUUCUCCGGUUGAAUAAUCUUUCUGUACAAUAAUCCUGUUCACUUUGAUUUGGCUGUGUUUUAUAUUUUGCCAGUUGAUUAUGAAUGUUAUCAACUUGAAUUAUAAGGAGAAUGUUUAACUCCCGUGGCACUGUGCUGUUUAGUUUAGGAUUGGGAUCAGAAAACAUGAUGAAGGAGCAGUUUUACUGCCCUUUAUUGUGCAGAUGUAUUUAAACCUAUGAUAAAUUGCAGCCAAACAAUUAAUCCAAUUCAAGCUCCCUGAAGUUUGAAGACAUCAAGACUAUCUUUAAUUAGCUAGAACAAAUUAUUAAAACCAGAGGUUGAGUGUGAAAUUUCUCUAUAGGAAUGCUUUGAAUGAUUGUCUAAAAAUAAGGAGGUUUCAUACACUGGUACAAUAUGAAUUAUCUUAUAAGGGAAAAAUGAAAAGUUGUAAAUGGCUUUACAUGUAAGAAGGAAAAACAAGAUUUGGAGAGGACCAUGUGAUCUGCCACCCUAAAUUCCAACUGUUAUCUCUACAGUAUUGAUAACUUGAAUUAACUGUUAUUGCACUGCAGUGUGUAGGUAUAGAGUUGCUUUCAUACAAAACGUGCUACAUUUUUAUACAUACUUCAAAGCUGAUUUUGCAACAUUACUUUCACCUUCAACAUCUAAAAGAUAUGUUGUAGACAUCCAGGUGAAUUGAAUAAACUGGUUGAAUAUUUGCACCAUGUUCUUGGAGGAAAAAAAUACAGGUUCUGAAUAAUAUACAGCAAUGAUUUUUAAACCUAUUUAUUAGAGAGACCCUACUCUCUAAUAAUGGCAUAUUCUUGGGAACUCAAACCAGCCUUGUGAAAAACAUUUUGCUAUUGCUGGAGAAAAAGUUUCUUAUUAACAUAUAGCAUAAAUAUGCCAGUGAGUUAACAAAAACAACACUGUAGAUUAUCAAAACCACACAUGAAAAUUCCAGAGACAUUUUUAUGGACUAAGCACCCCACUUUAAAAGCCUAUGCUACACAGCAUAUCUAGAUUUUGAACACCUAGAUUUGCACAGUCAAAGUAAAACAAAAGUUUGCAUUUAUUUAGCUCCUUAAAUAUUGUCGUAAUAUAUCCAUACUUCACAGUGAAUUGCUAUUUAGAUUGCAGUGACUUCUUAAAUGUUUGGAACAUUUUUACUCUGUAGACUGAUAUAUAAUUAAAUUGUGAUAUAUCUUAUGCUCAGAGACAUGAACCUUUUCUCCAGAUAAUCCGCCCAUUUGUUUUCCAUGUCCUUCUCUUUCAUACAGAAAAGUUUAUUUAAAAAUAAAACAUAUUUGGAACAAUGACAGCUAUAGUGUGUACCACACCUUUGCAGUCCCAUAAGGACUUAAUUAAAAAUUGCCUCGGCUUCAGAUUUCUCUACCACAGGCCAUUUAAUAUUGAGGAUAACUGUGGUGGUUACUGUCACUUGGCAACCCUUGUACUGUGCACAUCAGAUUGUUGAAAGGUUGAGGUUUGCUUCUUAACUCUUUAUGUUCAAAGACUUUUGUUGCCAUAAAGGUUAGAUAAUAUUUAAACUUACUAGAUAUUUCAGCUAAUCUGCUCAUCCAAUCCUUUGUAUGUGCAGUUCACAUUAACAUUCACAACAUUUGUAUGCAUUCAAGGAAUGCAUUUGGUGUUUCUGCCUAGAAUCAAUGUGGUAAUCUUGCUAGCUAAUUUUAAAGCCAGCAACUACAAGGUUUAUCUGAAGCUAUUAAAUGACAGACUGUAGAGAGUUGGCCCCAUGUUCCAGUAAACCACAUGCAGACUCACCAUAAAUUGCAGAAAUUCAAUGCAACCUAAGCUUGCCUUUCCAUGAUGUGAAAACAAAUCUUUGGAUUAAAAAGUCCUGUAGCACAACAAAGUUGUGAACAGAAAGAACAUCAAAUCAAAUCUUUACACUCUUUCACAUGACUAGGUCACUCUUUCUAGAGUAAAAUCAUGUUACACGUGCAUCUUCUAUGUGAAUUCUUCAGAAGCACAAGAUUGAAAAUCUAUUAAAUUUUGUUUUUGCUGUAGUGCAGGAGAUUCAAAUGUAAGUAUGUUAACAAAGUGUAUGUGGGGUUGGGAGGUGGGAAUACGAGUAACUUAGUCAUUUGUUAUUUUCCUCAUUCCUAAUGUUUUAAAAUCUUUUGUGUGGUUUGUAUGAGUGACAAAUAAGCUUUUUAUUUGGAAAAAAUCAUGUUGUAAUAAAAAUACCAUGCAAUGCUUUAAAAUGAGAUCAAGUUUUUAAGUGCGAUCCUGUCCCACAUAUAUAAAAAAAAAUGUUUGUCAUACAGUAUGUUCAUUUGUUUUUUAAUAAUCUCAUUUUUGUAACCACUAACAAAUUUCAAUCCUGCACUGAGUAAAAAAAAAACUGGUAUACUCAAGUGUUAAGUAAACCAUUCAGACUUGAUGUGGCCUUGAGUUCAGAUGAUACAUACAGUGAUUCAAUUGAUUGAACGUACAAAAGGACACUUACAAAACCAGAAGUGUUUGAAAGAUAUGAAGGCUGUGAACAUGCUUUUGAGUUAAUUUUAUUUUUUUUAAAUUUAUAACAUCCAGCUUGAUUUUUAUCAUUGAAACAGACUUUAGUAAUGAUUUCUAUACCUACCCAGAAGAUUUGAUUUUAAAAAUUACAUCUUCUUUCCGAAGAAUUCACAUUGAAAAUAUAUUGUUUAGAAACAGUUGUGUGAAAAGGAGUUAAUAGUACAUUGUAAAGGAGUCAGAAUCUAGGGCAUAUACGUUGGAGUAAUAUGGAAGUGUUCUUCACAGUAUAAUGUAUCAUUUUAUACAAAGAAGGAAUCCAUUAAAUAUAUUAAGAACAUAUACCAUUUCAUAGCUGCAAGGCUCUAUGUUGAUGAAUGCUGGAGCCACAUCUACAGGGGCUGCUAUUUGCGUAUAGAAGUGCCUCAGCAAACCUUGUGCCAUUGUUACAUUGGCAUUGGUAAGAUUGGUCUGUGGGUAUGAUUUGCAUUUCUAGGUAAUUUUGUAAAACGGGCCCUAUACAUUAUCUUGAAAAUACAAACAUUGUUGGAAACUUGGUAAAAUCUCUUUCUGCAUUUACAAAAAACACAGCAUACUUAGAAAAACUGAGAAUUGUUAGUACUAAUUAGAACAAGAUUAAAAAUCAAAUGAUUUAAUGCCCUACUAAUAUAUUAAUGUGUAAUGUAUGACUUUCCUCUGUCACCAUUCAGUACGGUAACAACAUUCUGCCACAAUGGUUUUACAUCAGAAUAGGCAAAUCCCUAAAUUGCUGGAUUUUCAUGAGGUUAAAGUCAACACCACUAUGCAAGAAAUGUUCAGGAAGAAUGCAUCCAUUGUAAACAUUUGGAAAAUUGAUGAAUUUCAACUGAGGACACGAAAUGCGCAGCAGUGGAUCAGCAGUUUUCCGUUAACCCGAAUGGAAAGAAUAAUUGGGCAGGCAUAUAAUGCGUGUCCAAUUCACUACUGCUCACUUUAUGCCCUACCAAAGUUGAAUUUCACCCCAUUGGUAUUAAAGGUUUUGAUGUACAAGUUGCUGCAGAGCAGUUAUUGAUUUUUGUUUAUCUUACUUCUGUAUGGACUUACAGUUUGUAUAUGUGGUAAGAAAAUUGCACAUUCCAUUUUAAUGUGUAUAUGGUGUUCUAUUGUUGUAUUUUUUAACAGAGUACAUAUGUGUUUUUUUCGAGAUCGGUAGAAUAAUGUGCAGAUGACACUGAAGGUAAUGUGUGGAACUGUGCAUUGUAUUUAGUUAUCUUGCAUGUUAUACUGAAUAGAACUGUAAUAAAUAUUGCUAUUACUGCUUAAUUUCUGAAGGACAAUAUUAUGCUUUGUAAACCUACUUGGUCUUUAUACAUUUUGUAUAUAUUUUGAAGAAUUAACCCUGUGCUAUCUACAUGUUACAGCCUUCAUCAAGUAUCAUGCAUAUGUUUUCUGAAGCUCUUUAGUUCAUUAAAAUACAAUAGUUCAAUUGCCAGAAUCUAAUGUUUGUACAAUCAAGAAAAAAAAGUGACCUAUUUUGAUGAUAUUACAUUUAGUUGAUUAUAAUUUCAGUAAGAAAUGUUUCGAAAGCUUGUCAAAGGAUUGUGAUAUAUUGUAGAAAAUGUUAUGUAAUUUUCAGUAGUGAUUCAUUGUGAACCAGGACAGUGGAUACUAUCAUAUUUGUAAAAAAAAAGUUAAAACACCAAAGAAUUACUGCAGUUGCUCUUUGGGCCCACUUUCUAUUUUAUGAAUGGGCUCAUUUGCAUUUUCUAUGACAUCUUUUAUUACUAAUGUGUUUGUUCAGCUGUUUGGAAUCUCAGAUUGUCAGUAAGAAAUAGCAGUGACUCAGAUCUCUUUCUAGCUGAACAGACUGAUGAUAGGAAGGGCAUAAAAAAUUCUAACUAUUCACAAGUAAGCACAAACACUGGUUAUUUUUGCGCUAUGAUGAUUACAAAAAUAAAAAUUAACAGUGCUUUGAUGAAAAAGCAAGAAAUGUGCUGCCGUUAUUAAUUUGAGUUAUAGGUCAUAACUCCAACUGCAAUGCACAGUUGUGGAGUGAUGGGUUGAUUAUAUCAUGUCAGGUUAGCAAUGAAUUUUUGUCUGAGUAUUAAAGAUGUCGAAGGCAAUUGAAUUGUACAAAAUAAAACCAUGCAGCACUUGUAUAAGGUAACUGUUUGAAUAUAAAGAUGAAAAGUUCAUGUUUAAAUUGCCACUGUUUAAGCUUAGAUCAAAUUAAUGAAUUUUUACCUGAUCAUUUGUGCAUUUAGUGCUGUGUGCUAAUCCCAGGGUCUUCAAAUUAGCAGCAACCAGGUUAGGUUCUUCCAGUAUGUACAGAUCACCUUUCCCCCCCACACCGCCCCCAGUCUUCAUUCCCUUUCAAUCCAUUUAUGCAGUUUAUUAGAAUGCAUUGUUGCUGACAACCUUCUGCUAAAACAUUUCAGAUACGGCACAGGCUAUAUGAUCAGCAUGCAGCCUCUAUACUUUCUCAUACCUCAGAAAUUCACCAGAAUGUAUCAUUGGCUCGUAAUCAAAUGUUACUGUAGGUAGUACAAUGUCCUUUAUGCCAAAAAAAAAUGGUUUCAGUUUGAACAAACCUAUUGGGUCAUCUGAGUUGCUGUCAUUCUAAGAUUGCAACUGAAAGUGAUACUGUGCAACUGUGGGAAACAGUGCUUGAUUUGAGCAAUCAUCUUAUUUAUAUUUCACCUUCCAGUGUUGUUAUUUAAGAAAUAUUUUGUAAUUGAAAGGAAUAAAUUUUGAGGGAGGAAAUAAUCAGUAAAAACCUCAUGACGUGUAAACGUUCCUUGCAGUAUGAAAAUACACUUCUGUUGUUGCUCAUAAGACAGAAGCCUAAAUUUUCUGACCAGUGUUAUUGUAAUGUUAGGAAUAUUAACAUCAACAUUGAAAUAAGUCAGAGUAGAAAAUUGAAGCAUACAUUUGCAUACGUUGCUUGCUUGGAAUUGGUACUGAGCUCAGAGCAAAUAUUCUGCAUAUUGAAUAAAUUCCUUUAGCUUGCAAACUAAUUUGAAUUUUCCUGUUUGAACUGCAAUUUUUCUUCUAUGUUUCCUGGUAGUUUACUGUUUUCCUUUUGUCUGCACGAUGAGGUCACUGGCCCAACAAGCUUGAAGAGCGUAUUCUGUAUAUACAUUUCCAUGUAAAUAAAUAAAACCUUUAUUCAGA
Molecule: messenger RNA, 9096 nt
Organism: Carcharodon carcharias (great white shark)
Lineage: Eukaryota; Metazoa; Chordata; Chondrichthyes; Lamniformes; Lamnidae
Gene: sfmbt2
Product: Scm like with four mbt domains 2
Exons: 21
Coding region: 209-2926 (905 amino acids)
Biological process (GO): regulation of DNA-templated transcription
Cellular component (GO): nucleus
Molecular function (GO): transcription corepressor activity; histone binding
Source: RefSeq, a predicted model, not a curated record